GCGUCCGUAGUUACCAAACAUUUGGCAGCAGAAAAACUCUGUUUACAAGUCAUACGUUAGCGAUUUAAUUGAUGUAGAUUCAUUAUUCUCGCAUUUUGAAAUAAGAAAUGGAAAUUAUUAAAGGUAAUUUAGAUGACAUUUCCCGACCUGCAUCGAGUGAACAGACAGGUAGCCGUGUUUCCAGCGUAUCCUUGUCUCAUAGUGACAGGAUCUGUCUUACAACGCCAAUUGAGCUUGUUGUUUUGUCCAACGAUGCUUCUAACAUACAGGGCUGCUUUGGAGAAACUAUAACAGAAUCUUCAGCCGGAAAACCUGGCAAAGACCAGUCUCACAGUGAGGUUACCGAGGGUGAGGAUUCCAAACUACUGAGAGCCUUUGAGGAGAUGAGACGACUUGAUGAAAUUCUGGCUGCAAAAAUUAGCAAAGAAAAAGAAAUCCGACGUCAAAGGAAAGAACUUCAAGCAAAACUCUGGCAAGAGCUCUUGAAUAAACCUGAGGGACAAUCUGAGUGUGCUCAUGAAGAGUGGAACACAAAGCUAUUUUUGUCUUUGGAGGCAGAUACUGGAACAAAAGAAGAGGACAACUUUGUGCCUCUGUUUGAAACUCAAAUUCUUGACAGUGAGCAUAACGGAGACAACCACUGCUUGGAGCAAAGUGAAAAGAGGCCUGGCAGCUUGACUGGAUCCUUUGAAGUAAGCUAUGAAGAUGUUGAAGGUGACCAAUUUAAAGGUAGCCACUGUCCAGCUUCCAACAGCAAGAAUGCACACAAGAAUUUUAUCAAGAGAAACAUUGAGCUAGUGAGUGGAGAGGUGGACCACGUGCUUUUGACCAAUGCAGAGAAAGAGCGUCUGGCUGAGCUCCUCAGAGAAAUAGAUGAAGAGGAAGAGAACAGCACUACAGGUGCUGACAGUGAGGAAGUAAUGAGGGCUGUGUCGGUCCUGACAGGCCAAGGUUACACCCCAGAGCCAUCUGAUUUGGAACAGCUGAUCGACAUUGACUCAAAAAUAUGCCUUCUCCUUCCUGUUGAAGAAUUUCAGUCACUGCAAAACUCUUACACGAAUUUAAGCAUGUCUCAGGGCCUUGGCUCCAAGGUUGGCUGGAAGUGUGAUGGUGUCCGGCAGCCAGGAGAGAAGGUCCUGCAGGAUAUAAAGGAGAGGCGAGAGCAGGAGACGCGGCUCCAAGAGAUCCAACAGCAGCUGGAGAGCCUGGGCCACAGCCAGAAGAUGACUGAUGAGUCACCAGAUCUUACUGAGGAGCAGUUAAUUAGCCUGCUGGAUGAAUGUGACCUGACAGAGAGCUGGAGCCAAAACCAUGAGAACGAAUAAAACACCACAUGAGAUCCUAUAAAGUAUUUCACUACUUCAUCUGAAGUCUUCCUGUCAGAACAUCCUUGCUAGAUUAUAACGAUGAAUUCACUCAGAAAAACUUUUAUAUGUUUAAAGAUGCAGUGAUUUUCUCAUAGAAAGAGCAGCAUAAACUGAUUACCA
Molecule: messenger RNA, 1487 nt
Organism: Melanotaenia boesemani (Boeseman's rainbowfish)
Lineage: Eukaryota; Metazoa; Chordata; Actinopteri; Atheriniformes; Melanotaeniidae
Gene: fsip1
Product: fibrous sheath interacting protein 1
Exons: 10
Coding region: 108-1325 (405 amino acids)
Source: RefSeq, a predicted model, not a curated record